Zootoca vivipara (common lizard) is the source of this 3474-nucleotide messenger RNA. RefSeq names its product intestinal-type alkaline phosphatase-like. The record is from RefSeq and is a predicted model, not a curated record. Gene Ontology annotation, cellular component: plasma membrane. Gene Ontology annotation, molecular function: alkaline phosphatase activity. Gene Ontology annotation, biological process: dephosphorylation. NCBI's taxonomy places the organism in Eukaryota, Metazoa, Chordata, Lepidosauria, Squamata, Lacertidae.
GGUUUAGUCUUAUAAGUCACAGAGCUUCCUGAAAUCUCUCCCACUCGCCCUGAAACAGCUCCGCUCCAUUUGCAGCAAUGUGGCUCUCCGGAUGGGCUUUCUGCCUGGGGCUGGCAUUCGCCAGUGCCAUCAUCCCAGUUGAAGAAGAGAAGCCCUCCUUCUGGAACCAGCAGGCAUUGAAGGCCAUCCAGGAAGCCCUGAGCCUCCGUCCCCGGCACUACAAAGCUAAGAACCUCAUCCUCUUCCUGGGAGAUGGCAUGGGCCUCCCCACCAUCACCGCCACCCGCAUCCUGAAGGGAGAGAUGAAGAACCAGCUGAGCCCCCAGUUGCCUCUGGCGAUGGACGCCUUCCCUUACGUGGCUCUUUCCAAGACAUACAACGUGGACCGGCAAGUGCCCGACAGCGCUGGCACCGCCACCGCUUACCUCUGUGGGGUGAAGGGGAACUACAAAACUAUUGGGCUGAACGCAGCUGCCCGGGUUAGCCAGUGUAACACAACAGGUGGCAACGAAGUCGUGUCUGUGAUGCAGAGAGCCCGUGCAGCUGGAAAGUCUGUGGGGAUUGUGACCACCACGCGAGUCCAGCAUGCAUCACCCUCCGGGAACUAUGCCCAUGUAGUGAACCGGAACUGGUACUCGGACGCCGACAUGCCCUUCUCAGCAAUUUCAGAAGGCUGCAAGGACAUCGCUCAGCAACUUGUUGAAAACGUCAACCUGACGGUGGUCCUGGGCGGCGGCCGGAAGUACAUGACUCCAGUGGGCACUCGGGACCCCGAAUACAACACCAGCUCCAGCCAGGGCAUUCGCAAGGAUGGCAAGAACCUCAUCACAGAGUGGCUUAAUUCCUCGCCGGGCACCAAGUACGUCUGGAACCGAGCACAGCUGCUGAGCGCCGCAGACGACCCAGCUGUGAGCCGCCUCAUGGGCCUCUUUGAACCUGUCGACAUGAAAUAUGAGCUGGUCCGCAACAAUCAGACCGACCCAUCUCUGGCAGAGAUGACUGAGGUCGCCUUGAAGAUCCUCAGCCGCAACCCCAAGGGAUUCUACCUCUUUGUUGAAGGAGGCAAGAUUGACCUUGGACACCACAACGGCAUUGCCAAGCAGGCUCUCACCGAGGCAGUGGAGUUCGACAAAGCUAUCCAGCGAGCAGGGGAGCUGACGCAAGAAAAUGACACCUUGACUGUGGUGACCGCUGACCAUUCCCACGUCUUUGGCUUUGGCGGCUACACACUGCGAGGCUCCUCCAUCUUCGGCUUGGCCCCUGCAUUAGCAGCAGACAUGAAGGCGUACACAUCCAUCGUGUAUGGAAAUGGGCCGGGCUACCAGAUCACCAGCCAGGGCCGCCCCAAUUUGACCGAAGAAGAGAGCGAGCGUGACGACUACCACCAGCAAGCUGCCGUGCCCCUUGACUCGGAAACCCAUGGGGGCGAGGACGUGGCCAUCUUGGCGAAGGGCCCCAUGGCUCACCUAUUCCAUGGGGUGCAGGAGCAGACGUUUGUUGCCCAUGUCAUGGCAUACGCUGCUAGCAUAGACCCAUACCAGGAGAAUGGCCUGGGCAAUAACUCUGCCAGGUUGACAAAGCCCACUUUGGUGGCUCUUCUCUUGGCCUCCUUGCUCCUUUGGGCCUGUUAAUCCUCCCCUGGACGACAACUCAGGGAUACAUCUCUCUCCUCCUCCUCUCCUCUGGACAGUGCUUCCAACUCUGAUGCCACAUAGAAUACACCCUCAAGAGCUUUGCUUCUUAAGCCAAACAAGUGUCCUCCAUCCUAUUGAAGGCUGAACCAAUGAAUGUCUUCCAUCUUGUUCCACCAAAAGUGGGGUUGGCAGUUCCAGUCAGUGUUAAUAUGCAGGAGCACAUGCAGGGGUAUCCCUCAUUUCAAGGAAACAUGAAUUCCACUUCUGACACCAGUGUUGCACACUAUCCCCCAAUCUCUGAGCAGUGUGAGAUUCCAAGGAUUCCAGGUGCUUUGGAUUCGGAAUGAGGAACUGGAGACUGUGGUGCCUUAAAAGAGGGUGACAUGGUCAACUUCAGACCUGAGAGCUGCUCUCCUACCUGGACCUGAACAGUGGGUGGUAGUGCACCAAAGGCAUGCUGCCAUGAAUGCCACAGGGAGACCAUGCCCAGCUUCUAGAAUGCCAAGCUAUGCUCAAACCCUGCAGUGCCAAAAGCAGAAAUCAACUCCCCCCUUCUCAUAAUUAUUGUUACUAACAUUGAUAGGAAGAGGCUGGAGCAGUGUGUGUGUGUGUGUGUGGUGUUGUGAGAGGCAGUGGGUUCCUUGGGCAGCUGACAGGCUCCUUCCCAUCAACUGAUUCUUCGCUCCAUGCCAGUUAUCAUUGACAUGUGACCUGAUGCUUCCUAACCCAACCAUCACACUUCCACCUGGAUUUGCCAUGUCUUACUGGGAAUGGUCUCUUAAAUAACCACCUGUGUUCCAGAUCAAGACCGCAAGGGAGCUGCCAGGGGCUGUGCUGAGGAGGGCUGCACUGAGGAAGAAUGGUGGGAGUCACCCCCUCCUCCUGAUCCUGAAUCUUCCCAGGAGCAGGAGGACAGUAUAGAUUUGGAACAGUGGUUUGCAGAGGGGCAUAGUUCAGAAGGCAGAAGCUGGGAAAUACUGGAUGGGGAACUGCUAGAACAAGGGUUGGCAAAAAAUUUAAAGUGCGGGCUGUACCGCAGACCUUGAAGCUGCAAUGGGGGCGGCAGAGCUGGAAGAAGAGGCAGGGGGGGGCAAGUAGUCCUCCUCCUCACCCCCAGCCGCUGCACUUACCUUCCCAGGGGCUGCCACUUCCACUGCCGCUGCCGCCACUGCUUCUUCUUGUGGGUAGGCAGAGCGAGCUUGUCCGCUCCACUCUCUGGCCCGCAGGAGCACCAGGGUGGAGGGGAGAUAAGCGGUGUGAAAGGGCUGGUUCCAGAGAGGGGCUGCUUCAAAUGGCGCUCAGCCAGCUCAGCCCAGCCCCCUUCCUCCUCUAGGCAGGGUGGGGAGAAGCCAGGAGGAGGGAGGGAGGAGGCGCCACCAUGGUGUGUGUGAGGGAGAAGGGGGGGGGGGAGGAAUGGAACAGGGAAAAAAUGGCGCAGCCCGAAUGAACAGAAUCCCCAUGCCAAUCCACGGACAGUCUGCGGGCCGGAUCCUGAAGGCAACUGGGCCUGAUCCAGCCCAUGGGCCUUAGUUUGCCAACCCUUUAGCUAGAAGAAGAAGAAACACUGGGAGAGAGAGGGUUAACAGAUUCAGAGUCCCUGGAUAGUAUCCACCCCCUCCCCCAAAGUCCCAGAGAGCUCAUAAAGUGUCAGAACAGCAAACACAGAGGCUCCAAACUCAGAUUACAAAUUGUAGGAGUGAUGUAGAUUAAUAGGGACGGAGGGGAGGGUGGACAUAAUUGGGAGCGCAGCCAUUCUGGUUAGAUGCUUUCUUUUUCCCUUUGCUGUGUUUAUUAAAGAAACUAACUGGUAAGAAUUCUCUUUCGUUUGGUCUGCUCAUUU